UCUCAACGCAAUGUUUGUAGAAGUUUUCCUCCUGAAACAUCGCAAGAGACAAAACAGGGGAGCUUGGAAAAAGCUAAAUGGGGAGAAAGCAAUGGAUCCCUUCACCUGCUUGCUAACUGCACUGCUCUUUGUGGGGAUCCAGAGCUGCCCGGAUGUCUGUCGGUGUGCAGCCAAGAAGAAAUACGAGCGAUAUGUUGCAGACUGUUCUUACCAAGAUCUCCAGAUGGUUCCUCAGGACUUCUCCUCCAACACCACCACCCUCACCCUGUCUGUCAACCACCUUGCCUCAUUGGGGGAAGAAUCCUUUGCCAACACAGCAAAACUACAAGGUUUGUGGCUCUCCUACAACGAAAUCGACACCAUUGCUGAGGGCACCUUUGCUUUUUUGGUACACCUCCGAGCGCUUGAUCUCAGUCACAAUCAGAUUAUGAGUUUCCCCUGGGGAGACCUAUCCAACCUCACCUCUCUGCAACAGCUGAAGCUCAGCAACAACCAUCUGGAGAAGAUCCCACCAGAAGCCUUUCAGUCCCUUAAGGACCUUCGUUCUCUCUGGCUCAGUGACAAUAGGCUGGCUACUCUCUCGGAUGGGACCUUCAGUUCCAUGCCUAAGUUAGCUCAGCUGCAAAUCAACAACAACCCCUUUGACUGCACCUGUAAAAUUUGGUGGUUAGAUGGAUGGCUACAGAGCACGCUGGUUUCACUUCCAGAGAAGAAGUCCAUUACAUGUGCUACUCCGGAGAAACAGAAAGGUCUCGUUCUUGGGAGAUCCUUGAAGCUGGACUGUGCCCUUCCAUCAGUCCAGUUGGUCUAUCAUUCCAGCCUGGGUGAUAGCAAGUUGAAGGAUGGGCUUACCCUUCAAUUGCACUGCAACGCCGUGGGUAAGCCCCCACCAAAGAUCAGGUGGAAAAUCCAGACAGCUGAUCAACAUGUGGCCAUCGAUGGGCCCAACACUGAAAGAGAAGAGGAUUUGUUGCUAGAUCCUGCAAGUUCUUCACAGAGCAGAGGGCGCUUUCUGGUCUUCAAAAAUGGAUCCAUGGCCGUCACCAAAUUCAGCAAGACCAGUGAAGGCAUGUAUACUUGCCAGGCCUAUAAUGACGUUGGCUUUCGUGAGGCCUCCGUCCACGUGGCUUUGGCCGGCUCCGAGAAGCCCACCACUUUCCUCAAGAACCAUCUCCAAGCCAGCAAGAACCCAAACAAAACUUGUGACAUCAAAGAAGUCCUGACAUCUGAAGAAAAUGUGAAGUUUAUCUAUUUGACUCCUACAGUGCCCAAGACGGUUUGCAGUGGAGGAUCUCAAAGCCCGCUGGGUUUUUGGAGUUUAUUCCUGUUCUUCUUGCUUGCCCAGGACAGCUAAGACAUUUGCCAUCUGGGAUUGUGUAGAAAAUCUGAUUUCCUUCUACAGUAUGGCCCAUGGCAGCUUUUAGUUUAGGUCAAAGUUUCACACUUCUGUUCUAGAUCAAGAAUCUUCGUUUGAACUGGGGCAGGUCUCCCCAUAUCCUCGAGUAAGAAAAGAAACAAGUGGACAAUGUGAGAAAAAAAAAUUAAAAAUCCUGAUAGGCAGCCCUUUGAUCAGGCAAAUCAGUUUUUAUUAGUUAUAUUUUUUUUAAAAGUCCCAACAUCGUCAAAACAACUUCUUUAUCAAAUGCAUCCUUCCAGCGUUCGACUUCCAGUAGGCCAGAAGAGAUGCAGAAGAGGUACAGGAGAAGAAGAAGAAGCAGCACACCUUCUCCAAGAGACUAACAAUGACAUUUCAUUUAUUAUUCAUCAUAGUAGAAAUCAGGUUUCUGUACUCUUUAAUUACUCUACAUUCACUAGGUGUGUGGGAGUCAUCUGGCCAGGUCCUGAAAUGGGAGCUGUUUUAAAUUUAAAGGCGAUGGGAGGUAAUCCCUAGUUGGUUUAAGGAUUAGGAGAAGCAACUCCAUAACUUGGCAGGAAGAGAGACACAACUAUGUAGGAUUUUCUCAAUAUAACCUAUCAGAACUGGAGGGAUUAAAAUGUCCGAAAUGUG
This is a messenger RNA of Protobothrops mucrosquamatus (brown spotted pit viper), 2008 nucleotides long. Its product is annotated as immunoglobulin superfamily containing leucine-rich repeat protein-like. Gene Ontology annotation, molecular function: protein binding. The transcript has 2 exons. NCBI's taxonomy places the organism in Eukaryota, Metazoa, Chordata, Lepidosauria, Squamata, Viperidae. Bases 11 to 1354 code for a protein of 447 amino acids. The record is from RefSeq and is a predicted model, not a curated record.